This is a messenger RNA of Elaeis guineensis (African oil palm), 1359 nucleotides long. RefSeq names its product 2-alkenal reductase (NADP(+)-dependent). The record is from RefSeq and is a predicted model, not a curated record. Lineage: Eukaryota; Viridiplantae; Streptophyta; Magnoliopsida; Arecales; Arecaceae. Gene Ontology annotation, molecular function: oxidoreductase activity, acting on the CH-CH group of donors, NAD or NADP as acceptor.
AUGUACCUGCUCACCGGGCCUUACGAACCCGCUAGAAAGGAAGUGCAGAAAAUUAAGAUCGAUGGAGGUGGAGAAUAGGUAUCUCACCGUCAAGCACCAUAUCCAUGGCCUCCCAUCCAGGCUCGACUUCGAGUUGAGGAGUGCCCCCCUGACCCUGACAAUCCCCCCAGGAUCGGAGGAUGUAAUCGUCAAAAAUCUCUUCGUUUCCAUCGAUCCAUACCAAAUCAAUCGCAUGAAAGUACAUAACUCUUCACAGAAAACAGCGGAUUUCGCCAGACAGCUCCAUCCUGGACAGAGAAUUGAUUCGUUUGGUGUGGGGAGGGUAGUGGCGUCGGGCAACGCGGAGUUUAAGAAGGAUGAGUUGGUGGUUGGGCUGCUGGGUUGGGAGGAGUACACGGCCGUCCGGCCAGGAACCAUGUUGACGAAGAUCGAUAGCAACAUGGAUUUCCCACUCUCUUACCAUGUGAGCAUCCUAGGGAGUAGUGGGCUGACAGCAUACGCCGGCUUCUACGAAGUCUGCGAUCCGAAAGAGGGCGAGAAGGUGUUCGUAUCAGCAGCAUGUGGAUCCGUAGGACAUCUGGUUGGCCAAUUUGCCAAGCAAUCAGGUUGCUAUGUAGUCGGUUGCGCUGGAAGCAAGAAAAAGGUGGAACUUCUAAAGGAGAAGUUGGGAUUUGAUGACGCAUUCAACUACAAAGAAGAAACUGAUCUAAGGUCUGCACUGAAGAGGUACUUCCCUGACGGGAUCGACAUAUAUUUUGACAACGUAGGCGCAGAGAUGCUGGAAGCCGCAGUGGCCAACAUGAAUGCCUUCGGAAGAGUGGCCCUGUGCGGUGCCAUCUCCCAGUACACUGAUGCAGGGAAGCAAGCGGCCCCUGACAUGCUCGAUAUAAUUUAUAAACGAAUCACCAUCCGCGGCUUCCUGGCCUACGACCACCUUUCCAUAUAUCAUGACUUCGUAUCCGCCACAUCCGACCACAUCCGCCAUGGUAGAAUGCAGUCGCUGGAAGAUGUCUCACAUGGCCUCGAGAGCGUGCCCUCGGCCUUUGCAGGACUCUUUCGGGGCGACAAUGUCGGGAAGAAGCUGGUCCAACUGGCUGACAUUUGAGGAUAUAUAUGAUCACCAUCUCGCAUCACAAGUGGUUCUAUAUUGGAUAAAGGAUCUGCCGAGAAGUCAGAGCAAUUGUGCUCGUUAAGGAAGCACAAGUCGCGUGCACUUCGGUGUAGUUAAUUUUCCAAGCAAAUAAUCAGUUUUACAUAUCGCAAACUUCAAAUUAGAUUAAUGUGGACGUACCUGGUAGAAGUAUAUAAGAAGGUUUAAUUAGCUAGCUAGGUAUGCUGUGCAAUGAAAACUGAAAUUUU